GCUGGAAAGACAGGCCCCGGGGCGGUGUGUGUCAGGAGAGGGAAGGCGGGACGGGACGGCUGCGGUCGCCGUGCCUGCUCUGGUAAUCGCCGUCUCGCUGGAAACUUUCUCCUCAGCGGCCCUUCCCGCCCCUGGCCCGCCGAGCCGGCCCCGGCCGGGAGAAGAGGGCUCCUCGCGGGCAGCCGGGGCCGAGGCCGCACCGCCCUCCCCUGCGCCGCGAUGGAUUCCGGCGGCGAGACCUACGAGCUCAACGGGCAGGCGGAGGGCGCGGAGCAGGCGGUCGUCGAGCGGCGCAGAACGUCGCAGUGGUUUCAAAGAAAUGGACCUAUGAAUAUCAACCACUACGCAAAUAAGAAGAGCGCGGCAGAGAGCAUGUUGGACAUUGCCCUGCUGAUGGCCAACGCAUCCCAGCUGAAAGCCGUGAUGGAGCAAGGACCUUCUUUUUCCUUCUACAUCCCACUUAUCGUUCUUAUCAGCCUGUCGCUCACACUGCAAGUUAUGGUGGGAGUACUCCUGAUAUUCCUUGUAAAAUAUGACCUUAACAACCCUGCAAAGCAUGGAAAGCUGGAUUUCCUCAACAACCUUGCAACUGGACUAGUAUUCAUUAUAGUAGUUGUGAAUAUUUUUAUCACUGCCUUUGGAGUGCAGAAGCCAGUUGCUGAGUCAGCGUCACGACACUAAGUAUGAGAGACCUGAAACAUUCAUUCUCGAUGCCAUUUGCACUUGAGCCAGUUACACUUGGACACAGUGGGGGAAAAAAAAUAAUCUGAAGAAGCUGGACAUACUGAGCAGCUUUCUCAAGUUUCCAACAACUAAGGUGUACCUAAAAUGUUCCCAUGUGUUAAUAUUUAAACUGUUUGGCAUCUAAAGAAAGGUUGAUUUUGACCCAAGGACAUUGUUUUCCUGGAAUAUUGGCAUUCACUUUCUGUAGAAUCUAAUUGUUUUUCACAGAAGUGGCAUAAGCGCAUCAAACAAAGUAAUAUCAACGUGUGGCACUUCACAGGAUUUCCCAUUUUCCAUGCCUUUUGUUUUUGUGGCAAUUUGUCAUUUCCACCGUGGUAAGAAACAACAGGCUUUCGGUUCUGGCUUGGUCACGUUGUCCUUCAUUUCACUCGCUUGGCACCAAACCCACGCACUCGCCCACCAUAGGCCAAGGUAGCUGUGCCUUGGUUUCUUUUUUCCCCCCUCUAGCCAAAGCAAAGGUGAGGCAAACAGAAAGAGCAGGCCACCCUUGUGCAGCUGUGCUCACGGGUACUCGCUUGGCCUCUUCCUUCAUCUCUGGAGCACACUUACAAUUUCCUCUCCUUUGUGCACAGACACACAAAUCACCUAAUUGCUGAUGGGUUUUUUACUAUUAAUUGCUAUACUCUGUAUUCUGUGCAUGAUAUGUACUCCUGGAAACCCUGUUAGAAGUGCUACCUUCUCUAGGCUCAACUGGAAAACUAGAGGAUACAGGGAGAGCUCCACCUGCUAAACUGGUACGGAGUGCUGUCAGCAGUCCAGGUAGCAAACUGAAAGAAAUUUGUCCCUCUCUGACUUACUUUUCCCUCUUCCCAAGAUUGAUUGCUGCAGCUGUGUUGCUCUUACGAGUUUAUGGCUAAAAGCAUAGCUAAUUUUUUAAAUUUUAUUUUUAAAUAUAUAUAGAGAGAGAUAUAAGUAUCUUCUAGGUUCUUACCUGCUGGCUCAGGGACUGACACUUUUUCUAAAGACGCUGUUUCUAGUAAUGGUGUAGGUUAUCAAAAUUUCUACAAACGGAAACAUUUCGGUCGCUUUAUUUCCGAAGUAUCACGCCUGUGAUCAGAAAAAUCCUAGCUUUCUAGAUUGUGCUUACUUGUAGAUGCAGAUUUGUACUAAGACAUUUCCUUACUGUUAAUUUUAAGUGCUCCCCUGCACAUCUUAAUAGAAGUUUGACUUCCAUGUGUCUCAUCUCACAAUUUUUAUUGAUCACAUUUCUCUUUAGUUAUAUCUCAAGGCUCGUGGCUGUACCAUAUCUUCAUUUACAUGUUCUGUAAGAAUUACUAACAGAAAACAAAUCAGAAACUUGUGUAAUUAGUAACAGAAUAGACAUUCUUUUUUAUUAUUUAAUUCACCUUUUAUUGCUUCAUUUCCAACUUAACAUGUAUUUAACCAGUAUCUACCAAGCAGUGGUUAUAAUCGCGCAUGUUGUACUAAUUUAAACGGAGCUCAGAACAAGUUCUGAACGAGGUACUCAGGACAAUUUUCUUUAUUUAUUUUUUACAAACCAGCGAGCUGUUGAGGGACUGUUCCUACGUACUUGUGCUGUCGCGGUAGUGUAGUGAAUUGACAGGCCAAAUGGCAGUGCUGAAAACUGUAACAACCUGGGCAGUAAUUUUGGUAAGGUUCCUGACUGUACCGCCUUGGUUACCUUUCACCUUUUUACUCUCUGGAAUAUUUGCCCGUCUGUGCAUCCGAUCCCGCCUGGAGAGGCUCUCUGGAGGCAGCUACCUCUCUUCUGCGUGGGGGACUUUGUACCCAAGCUAGAUGUCUGGAGCAGUUGCUUUGUGUUGUCCUGAAUACGUAACCUGUCCAAGAGAGAGUUACUUUUAACUUGGGUCUGAACAUUAGGUAUUUUCCACUGCCAGAUUUGCAUCAUUCUAGUUUUUUAAGCAAGAGAUAAAAAUAGGAAGAACUGUGUUUGUGGCCCUAGCUAAUCCUCUCACUUUUUGACUUGUCCCACUCCCCAAAGGCAGACGCCCAGGCUCUACUGGCGUUUACCACAUCUACCCGUGGUGGUGAGUCGGCCCAGUUUUGACUGUAGCGUUCCAUUCCUGUGCUAUGUACUGCCACGGCCCUCUAACGAGCAUGGCUGUGCUUGUCUUGCACUGCAACACCUGACAGCAGUCAGAGGGGGGUGCAGAACGGACACACCACGUCUUUUCCCGUGUUAUUCCCCUCGUUGCGGGACCAUAUUUUUCAGGUUACUCAAGCAAACAGGCUGUUAUAGUAGGCUCCUCCUGAAAAAGAUAAUAUUUGUUAUUAUAGCACCUUUACUGCUAAGCUGUUGUCCAACAGAAACUGCCAGGGCUUGUGUAUCCCAUCUCGCAGCGGCGUGGGGAGCCGCCUGGAUCCAGAGCUGGGGGGGGGGGCACGCGCCAGGCGACCACUUGCAAGCUACAGAUUCCGGUGGACUUUGCGAGACGCGGCGUUUGGGACAUACAAGAGGGAAAGGAAAAAUACUUUGAGCUUGACCAUGUUGUUGGGUGCCACGAGCUGGAUGUGGAGAUCUGCGCUAAGGGGUAGGUGGCUGUUGACGGCAGGUCUGCCAGAGCCAGGGUCCACACAACAACCACCCCCACCCCCCGUGACUCCUCCCGAGCUCCUGAACGUGUGGCUGAAGCGUCACAGCGGAGAUCCUUGCAACUUCGGAGCCUGCUCUCUUGGUUCUAAACACACGAAAACCCGAUCUGAAAGCCAUCCACCUGACUAUGAGACUGUGCUGGGCAUCAGCAGUAUGCAACUUGCAACUGGAUGUCUUUUUUUAAAUAAAAAAGAUGCUGGUU
Molecule: messenger RNA, 3521 nt
Organism: Grus americana (Whooping crane)
Lineage: Eukaryota; Metazoa; Chordata; Aves; Gruiformes; Gruidae
Gene: NINJ1
Product: ninjurin 1
Exons: 4
Coding region: 220-681 (153 amino acids)
Biological process (GO): tissue regeneration; cell adhesion
Cellular component (GO): membrane
Source: RefSeq, a predicted model, not a curated record